Pangasianodon hypophthalmus (striped catfish) is the source of this 1772-nucleotide messenger RNA. It is a transcript of the gene cdc42l2, whose product is annotated as cell division cycle 42 like 2. The transcript is spliced from 7 exons. Gene Ontology annotation, molecular function: GTP binding; GTPase activity. The record is from RefSeq and is a predicted model, not a curated record. Lineage: Eukaryota; Metazoa; Chordata; Actinopteri; Siluriformes; Pangasiidae. Gene Ontology annotation, biological process: small GTPase-mediated signal transduction. Bases 178 to 753 code for a protein of 191 amino acids.
UGCUCUUUUUCUCUCUGUUUACAGCCCGCUGUCGUUCGCAGCCUACGGUUACACAUAAACAACUCUGGGCAGAAACUGUUGCAGAAUCUGCUGCUGCUGGUGGCACAAAUGCUCCGGGAUCUUCUGCCAGAUGUCAGGAGGGUGAAGAGUCCAUGAGAGGGAUAGCUGAGUGCAACAAUGCAGACAAUUAAAUGUGUAGUAGUUGGUGAUGGUGCUGUGGGUAAAACCUGCCUCUUGAUUUCAUACACCACAAACAAGUUCCCUUCGGAGUACGUACCAACAGUGUUUGAUAACUAUGCUGUAACUGUAAUGAUUGGUGGUGAACCUUACACUCUUGGAUUAUUUGACACUGCAGGUCAGGAAGAUUACGAUCGGUUGCGACCCCUGAGCUAUCCCCAAACUGAUGUCUUCUUAGUUUGUUUCUCUGUAGUUUCACCAUCAUCCUUUGAAAAUGUCAAGGAAAAAUGGGUGCCUGAGAUUACCCACCACUGUCCAAAGACCCCAUUCCUGCUGGUUGGAACUCAGAUUGACUUACGAGACGAUCCUUCAACCAUUGAGAAGCUUGCCAAGAACAAGCAGAAGCCUAUUACUCCAGAGACAGCCGAGAAACUCGCCAGGGAUUUAAAAGCAGUGAAAUACGUGGAAUGUUCAGCUUUAACACAAAAAGGGCUAAAAAAUGUGUUUGAUGAGGCCAUACUCGCUGCGCUGGAGCCUCCAGAGCCCAAGAAGAAGCCUAAAUGUGUUCUUUUAUGAGUUCAACCUUGCCAUAGGUCCUUUCAGGCAGAAACCAUCUAUGACUAUUAUCCAUCUACAUCUGAAUCAGUCCUGGUUCAUGUUCAGGAAAGGACUAACUAUAACAACUAUUAUGCUUUUUUUUCCCCCCUUGUUUUGCCUUGAAUUAUUAUGCCAUCUGAAUUAAGCAAAAUGAAUAGAAUAAGCGUAAGGUAAGAAUAUUUGUCACAAAGGUUAUCUUAAUUUGUAUUAUAUUUCAUUAGUAUAUUCUUCUCCAAUAGGAUUAACAAGACACCCUUAAGGCUAAAGAAGACUUUUAAAUUCAGUUAUUUAUUCAUGCUCAAUAUUGUGACAAUAUUAACCUGUUUAGUUCACUGAAAUAGAUAAACACAAAAUCAUAGGAGAAACUAAUGAAUUUCAACUGUUGAAGUGUGUUAUUUUGUACAAAUUAACAAGUCGUUUAUCUGUAAAAUAUUAGGCUUUCUUAGGAUUCCAGAAAACCUGGACAGUGUUAUUGUGUAUGAUUACAUUUAGAGGCAUAGCUGAUCUAUCAGUGCAUCAUGAACUGUUGGCUGUGCUGCAGCUCUAACUGCCUGACCCUAAAAGUGGCUCGAUAAGUUAAAAAUACAAGCAACUGGUGAACCAAAGCUCGUUUUGUUUCUAAAAUCCAUUCGCUUUCAAUAUCAACAGCAAACACAAGAUAAAUUAAUUAAGCCACUGGUAUAAUUUUGUUUGCUUUCCCCCAAAGUCUUGUUGAAAUUCAUUCAUACAAUGUAAAUAACCUGAUAGUCACGUGUGAUACACAAAGCAAAAACUUCAUUCCAAUUUUCUUUUCCAAAAAUAUUUACAUAUCAAGAUGAGUGUGAUGUUGGCAGAUUAUACUUGGAUCCAUGUUCAACAGGUUGUACUUUUUGCCUUGGUAUAUUUAUUUUAAUCAAUCCUCAAUUUAAGAAGCACCAGUAAUUGUCCCAAAUAACCAAAUUUUAAGUGUUUUUCCAUCACUUGAUAAAAAAAAAAUAUAUAAAGAGAGUUUAUCAUAA